AUGGAAGAACCUUUAGUAAUUGAGGGACAGGUUGUGAAGCCAAUGCUGUUCCCAAGCGAAACACCAAGCGAUGCCAAGCCAAUUGUAAAAAACGAUAUAGAGAUACUGAAACCAAACGUUGCUUUUGUAUUAGAUAAUGUAUUAUCACCUUCGGAAUGUCAAUUUAUUAUUGACCAAGGAGAGGAAAUGGGUUUCGACGAUUUGAAACAUUAUACUUCAAAGUACAGAGGAAAUGUAAGAAUAUUGGUAAAGACAAAGUCUCUGAGCGAUGUGGUUCUCGAACGUAUUAGACCUUAUCUAGAACAGCGAUUGGAUAUAAAGCCAGGAUCCAAUCUUACUGGUCCUAUGAUGAGAGCUUACUAUGGUCAGUGGGAAUUGAGCGCGAUCAACGAUCUCUGGCGACUCUGUAAAUACAAUCAUCUUGGCAAGUUUGCUGCACACUACGACGGUCACUACAUUCAGGACAACGAUAACCGAUCGUAUUUGACAUUCAUGAUUUACCUGAGCGAGGGAAUCGAAGGUGGUUCCACAAGAUUCUUGGAUAACAAAUCCAACAAGAUCCUGGCAGAGGUAGUGCCAAAAGCAGGAUCGGUAUUAGUGUUCCAACACGACAUGUGGCAUGACGGUGACGUUGUAAAGAACGGUUUGAAAUACAUCAUAAGAAGCGAUGUUAUGUACAGAAGAUUAAACUCUGAAACGAAAGCACCACAAUUGGAGAGUGAGCAAACAGCACGCAAACUAUGUCAAGAAGCUAUUCUCCUAGAGAAAACAGAUCCAACAGGAGCCGCUGCCUUAUUCAGAAGAGCAUUCAAAUUGCAUCCUCCUCUUGAAGAAGAGUAUUAA
Molecule: messenger RNA, 843 nt
Organism: Heterostelium album PN500
Lineage: Eukaryota; Evosea; Eumycetozoa; Acytosteliales; Acytosteliaceae
Exons: 2
Coding region: 1-843 (280 amino acids)
Biological process (GO): peptidyl-proline hydroxylation to 4-hydroxy-L-proline
Cellular component (GO): endoplasmic reticulum
Molecular function (GO): procollagen-proline 4-dioxygenase activity; iron ion binding; L-ascorbic acid binding
Source: RefSeq, a predicted model, not a curated record